AUGAAUCUCCAAUCUUGUCUCGCCUUUCUUAUGGCUUGCAUCCUAUUCCACACAACACUCGCCGACUACGGCCAACACUGUUACGGCGCGAACAUCCUAAGCCCCACCCCAGCCACCAUGCUCCAAGUCGCAAAAUUCAUCUGCGACGGCGAGAAAUACGUCAGUUUCAACACAGACUGCCAGCCAAACGGGUGUUGCAACCUAAUAGAAGCAUGGUAUAACGGUACAUCCGGAGGCCACCGAGAACAAUGUAUGGUAAGCACCUUUACUUCCCUUCUUUCCCCGAGACUUAGAGUUGACUUUAACACGGAUGCAUAGUCUGCAUACAAGUUCAUCGUACGAGAACUGAUUCAGAACCGAGGUCACCAGUCGGAUUUCUUUGAAUAUCUUACGGAGGAUUAUAUUGUGCAGUAUCAUGUUGGUGCGACGUUUGUUUGUUAUCGGAGUGCGGAGUCGAUGAGUACGCUGCUUCCUGAUGGGUUGGGGGUGAAGGAUAAUAUUAAUGGUUCGUUUGAGGUGAGUACGGCGAGCUCGAGGACGGUGUCUCGUGUUGGGUUGCCGACGGGGGUGGUCUUUAAGGAGGUGAGGUAUGAGCCGUUUGAGAGUGGGGAUGAUUCGGAUUGGGAGUUUGAUAGGGAUGGGGAAGGAGAUGGUGAGUUUACAGAGGCGUGGAGGUAGAGAUGAUGUUUUGAGGAUGUUGGUGUGGGAGCAUGGUAACCAUCGGUAUGGGUAGACUAUAAGGAGAGAAUCAAAAGAUGGGACAAUGGAGUGUCGAUUGACGUGUAUGAAAUGGAUGAAAUCAUGGCCCAACAAGGAGGAAAUGAGGGCAGCUUGGAAGGUUUACAAGGCCUACUUGAGUAGAGGCUAACCGGUUGUACCAUGUACAUAUUGUCAGAUAUAAGGAUAUCUUUGGUCAUUAGGAUGGGAAGUCUUAG
Messenger RNA from Hymenoscyphus albidus, 935 nucleotides. NCBI's taxonomy places the organism in Eukaryota, Fungi, Ascomycota, Leotiomycetes, Helotiales, Helotiaceae. The record is from the annotation of a GenBank genome assembly.